UUUGAAUGGCCACUGUAAUGGUAUUGUGCUUUCAGACCUACAAAGGCCUAGAGAAGUCUUUUCUCUAGUAGUCUCUAGGCAUGUCCAGAGUGCUGCCUUGUACUCCUUUGGAAACGAGAGUCAAGAUGACUUCAGAGCCCAGCCCAGGAGAACCAAGAAGCUGCUCAGAAGUCUAGGAGAAAAGCCAGGGCAUAAAUGCAUGCAGUGAAUAAACAACAACAAACAACAAUAACCCUUGUUGCCAUGGGUUUGGGAGACAGGCAGCAUGACCUCACAAGGGAGCUGCAGGCAGCUGAAGUCAAUGUCAGGUCCAGAGUGUGUGUCCAGUUUGCCAUUGGCAGUCAACCAUGGCAGACUAUAGUGGGCUGGUAGUCAUGCUCUUGCUAUGGCUGUGGUCAUGUGCAACGGGUCAGAGUCCAAUCCAAGUCCUUUACUUGCUGUGGUUCAGUGAAGGGCUCUUCAUGGAAUCUACGGCCGUUUCUAGCCUCCUGUUUCUCUUUAUUGGAGUGAUGCUUCUGAUCACUGUCAACAUGGAAGCCAUUUUCGAUUUCGAGGUUGAAUGCUACAACGCCUGGAGAGAUGGGAGACUCCUGGACUUCCUGCUACAUGGCAAUCAUCAGCCUGCCGUGCCUCAGGUCAACCAGGCUGGCCUACGGAUGAACAGAGGGCAAGCACCAGGGAUGGCCAUAAUGCAUCCAAUGUUCAUCCAAGGGAUCAACAAUGCCCCUGUUCGCUCUAGAAGUGCCCCUGCUUGUGGAACCUGCCUGACAUUUAACCAGCGUACAGCUGUCCCACCAAGAGCACAGAGUGCUCCAGCGAUAAUGAACCCCUCUGCACUCGGACGAGGCAAGAGAGGGAAGGCCACUACUACAGAACAACAGGGAAGCAUGCUCUUAAGACAAAGCCCCCGGAUCGCGGCCAGGGAUGCCAAGAUGCCCAAAGGCUUUUAGGACUUCUUAGAAGAUCUAUAGACAAUAGACUUAGACUGUUAGGAUUUUUUCCCCCAUUUGUUUAUUUCUUCUCCGGAGACCCAGAGACCUGGACAGCGUGCAAAGUUCAACCCCAGCAACUUUCCAUGCCCCCUACCCUUGCUGCUUACCUCCUAGUUUUCCUCCCACAGACACACGCGCCCCCCCCCCUUAGCUUUGCCCUGGAAGCGAAUAGGGGUCGUUCCCCCAGUCCUUGGGCUCCAAGAUGGGGUCUAGUGGCUGCCAGGGCCUGGAACUGGGUCCCUGUCAGGAGGACGCCAUGACA
Messenger RNA from Sceloporus undulatus (fence lizard), 1254 nucleotides. RefSeq lists its product as uncharacterized. Bases 348 to 950 code for a protein of 200 amino acids. Lineage: Eukaryota; Metazoa; Chordata; Lepidosauria; Squamata; Phrynosomatidae. The record is from RefSeq and is a predicted model, not a curated record. The transcript is spliced from 2 exons.